AUGGUUGGAAAUGAAGGCGUUGAAAGGAUUAGUCCUAAUGAUUUCCCAGAAUUAUAUCCAGGCGGUGAAGAAGAGAUUGAAGGCUUGAAUCAGGAAUCACAUCCCGAUGAUGAACGCGAUUUUGAAUCCAGAGAUUCAUCAUCCACAUCAGUGUUGCUCACGGAUAAGGAACGAUCAGAGAAAGAGUUUUCUUGGUUUGUAGAUGAGUCGUAUCCUGAUACAGCUUCAACAACUACAGCAACACCAUCAACAGAAGGAUUUUCCUCUUCUGAUUUUGUGCCAUUAUGGUUAAAGAAUACUCAAAAAUCACCUACUGAAAUGGAUAGUUUGAAACAACAACAGCAGCAACAGCAGCAGCAUGAACAUUCUGCAGACUCUAUUUCAGCACUUCUCAAGAUGUUGGAAUCUGAACGCGCCAAGAAUAUUAAAGUGAUUGAUAUGAGAGACAAAUGUGAUUGGACAGAAUGGAUGGUUGUUUGUGAAGGACUGAGUGAAAGACAUCUUGGGAAUGUUGCAGAUCAAGUUUACAGUGCUCUCAAGAGGAGUUCCCCCAAGAGUAGUCCACCUGUGAUGGAGGGUCGUGAUACAUCUGAUUGGGUGGUGAUCGAUGCAGGGUCGGUUGUUAUUCAUUUCAUGACGCCAGAGGCCAGAAAAGAGCGAGAUCUGGAGGGUUUAUGGGCUGCAGUUAAGAAUCCAUUAAAACUUAAGGAUGCGGAAGAAUUAUCAUGGGAUGACAUCAAAGGAAAGAUGACCAAGAGUUGGAAAGAAGAUCAUGGACGAUCGAAAGGAGAGGAUGGCAAGCGUGGACGUCGUGGCGAGAGAGAUAUUCCACUUUCAGAGGUUGUCAAGUGGUAA
Lobosporangium transversale is the source of this 855-nucleotide messenger RNA. Its product is annotated as Oligomerization domain-domain-containing protein. Gene Ontology annotation, molecular function: ribosomal large subunit binding. The record is from RefSeq and is a predicted model, not a curated record. The transcript has 2 exons. Bases 1 to 855 code for a protein of 284 amino acids. NCBI's taxonomy places the organism in Eukaryota, Fungi, Mortierellomycota, Mortierellomycetes, Mortierellales, Mortierellaceae. Gene Ontology annotation, biological process: negative regulation of ribosome biogenesis; negative regulation of translation.